AUGGCAAAAAUACACCCUAGCCCUAUGGUCAACACUGUUCGCAGUGGGACUUUGAUCAAUUCAGUGCCAUUUGCGGUGGUACUAGAUGAAGACAAUCCGGGUGAUGAAGUCGAUCCAGGCGGUGAAGACGAUCCAGACGAUGAAGACGACCCAGACGAUGAAGUCGAUCCAGACAAUGAAGUCGAUCCAGACAAUGAAGUCGAUCCAGACAAUGAAGUCGAUCCAGACAAUGAAGUCGAUCCAGACAAUGAAGUCGAUCCAGACAAUGAAGUCGAUCCAGACAAUGAAGUCGAUCCAGACAAUGAAGUGGUUGGGGAUAAGGAAGUGGAAGGGGUAGAAACGGGCGUAGAGGUGGGGAAACGGCUCCCGCGGGUUAUUGGGUGGGUCCCCGCGGGGCUUCCUAUUGAGUUACGCCACAAAAGGCCAGUCGAAGAUGGAGAAUCACCCUGGGGCCGUAUUGUUCGCGUUCUAGUAAGACUCAGAGGACUAUGCAAAUGUAUUGCUGAAGACGUGCUUUCUAAGACUGUGACCGUUGUAUACCGAGUCGCGGUGCCUGUGGUAAUCAUGGUGGUGCUUAUCGGGGUGCUCAUCGCAUGUAUGUCAUGA
Penicillium hordei is the source of this 606-nucleotide messenger RNA. RefSeq lists its product as uncharacterized. The record is from RefSeq and is a predicted model, not a curated record. NCBI's taxonomy places the organism in Eukaryota, Fungi, Ascomycota, Eurotiomycetes, Eurotiales, Aspergillaceae. The transcript has a single exon. Bases 1 to 606 code for a protein of 201 amino acids.